GCCUGUCCGCCCCGCUGCCCCUCGGCGCUGGCGCCGCCGGCCUGGCAGCCGCCGCGGCGCUGGCCUGGCCCUCGCGCGGGGAGCUGGCGGGGCAAGGGAAGCAGUGGGGGCUGCUGGCCCUGCUGCUCUUCCUGCUGUUCUGCGUGACGGGCCUCAACGUGCUGCUCAGCUACGUGUUCCGCGUCAUCGACAACGUCCUCGUCGCAAAGGACGCCGCGCAGUUCUACGCGCAGCUCGGGGUGUUCGCCGGGGUGCUCGUGCUCGCCGUUCCGAUCAUCGGCAGCUACUCGUACGUGCGGAGGGUACUGGCGCGUGACUGGCGGUCGUUUCUGACGGAGUUCUUCCUGCGGAAGUACAUGGAGCACCGCGCCUUCUACGCGCUGGACUCGAAUUCGAUGGAGGAGGGCAGCAUCGACAAUCCAGGACCACGCUGUGCGGGCGGGAGCGAGGAAGACAAGGGAGUAUGGUAUGAUGCAGAGGAGGAGCGGGAGGCAGGACAGCGGUGA
This is a messenger RNA of Prorocentrum cordatum, 506 nucleotides long. The record is from the annotation of a GenBank genome assembly. NCBI's taxonomy places the organism in Eukaryota, Dinophyceae, Prorocentrales, Prorocentraceae.